AUGAGUCUGUGCGUUGUCUCCGAGAGCGUACCGAAUACACCUGCGCUCCGCGGAGUAUGUGUCGAUGCAGAUACUCCGACAGUCCAAGAAGAAGCCGAUGAAAGUAGGAAAGAUCGACGCCACCACCAUCACCACGUCAAGAAAGUCAAGAAAAUUGCCAUCCCCGUGCCUGUGGAAGUACCGCACUUCAUUCCAGUUCCUGUCAGUGUCCCGUCCACGGUAGUUGCGAGCUCUGAUACUACUGCUGUUGUUGGCACCUCCACCAACGUCGCGUCGACCACUGUCGCUUCGACCAACGUUGCUACAACAGGUGCUGCUACUGGUGCCAUUGGGUCAGCGGGUGCAGGAGCUGCCACAUCAACAAGAACAGGAGCUGUCACGCCAGCCCCAACGACUGCUAAUGCAAGCCCAGCCGCAACUCCUGCAGCAACCAUGACCUCGCAAUCGAGAGCUACCCCGGCACCAACGAGAUCUGCCAGCAGCGCGGGUAUUCCGUCUUUAGCACAACAACCACGAGGUGUCGCUCAGCCUCGUGGAGGAUAA
Messenger RNA from Peronospora matthiolae, 543 nucleotides. The record is from the annotation of a GenBank genome assembly. NCBI's taxonomy places the organism in Eukaryota, Oomycota, Peronosporomycetes, Peronosporales, Peronosporaceae.